AUGAUUCUCCACGCUAAAAUGAAGUGUAUUCGCGGCUUGCCGUUUCAAAGAAGAACGAUUGUUCUUGUCAAUCCAUCAGCAAAGUUAAGUUCACACCAAAUUUCGAAAAAAAAUAUACCUUUUACAAAUGAAUUUAGUUUAUAUAAACUUGCUUUUAAUGUUCGGAAUGGUGUUCAAACAACCAUUGAGGUCUCUGCUUCCAAUAAAUAA
Molecule: messenger RNA, 210 nt
Organism: Heterostelium album PN500
Lineage: Eukaryota; Evosea; Eumycetozoa; Acytosteliales; Acytosteliaceae
Exons: 5
Coding region: 1-210 (69 amino acids)
Source: RefSeq, a predicted model, not a curated record